AUGAUUCUUUGCGCGUUACAGCGAUUUCGACCAGUGCAAGCUCGAGUUGUCUACGAUCAGGCUGCUGGGGAAUCUCGUGGGUUCGCGUAUGUGGACUUUGGUUCGGUGGAGGAUGCCACGGACGUUAUACGUGCUUUUGAAUUGAAGCCGCUGGUGCUAGAGGAUCGUGAAGUGGACGUCAAGUACUCGGACGAAUUUCGACGGGCCGUCGACUCUGGUCGGCCGAGAGACUCAACUACGGACUAUCGACUCAAGAAAACAUACUCUGGAAGUCAGGACCAAGAAGAACGCCGGCAACCGCGGCCAGACUGGAUAUGUGACGAGUGCAAUGUUACCAAUUGGGCUCGACGGACGAGCUGUGUUCAGUGCACAGCACCAAAGACAGCUCAUGCGAAAGAAGUUCUGGCAAUGACAGCAUCUCGAGCUGAUCACACGCGUGGUUAUAACGAUUCGUACGAAGGAGAGUCAAGAAGCAGCAGGUCAUCGCUCGGUACUUCGUCAAGAGAUGGUGAGAUGACUUUUCGAAGACGGGAGGAUCGUAGCAACAGUACUCGGAGUGUUCCUCCAUCUCAAGUGCUCGUAGUGCGCAUGCUUCCACCUGACAUUGAGGAAGGCGAGCUUCACGCGGCAUUCGCAGAUUUCGAUGGUGUACAGGAUAUCCGUCUUAUUCGAGACCGAGUAACGAAAGUUUCGCGAGGGUUCGGCUUUAUUGAGUUCCGCGACAUUGAAGCAGCGACAAAUGCCUUGAAAAAAUCCGAAGGCUUUAUUGUACACAACACUCGCGUAGAGAUAUCGUACGCGCGCGAUACUCUCCCUAACAGAUCGCGCUACUCGCCUUACGUACCUAAAGAAUCGCGCGCUGGUAGCUCCUUGGCAGUCACAGCAUUAGAGCAGGCUCAGUGGUCACUGUCACAAGGACGCGGAGUUGACGGGGCUCGAAAUGAUCAGCCGAGUAGCGUUGCGGCCGAUGUCAGUGCAUUGCUGGAUAGUGCUGCAGCUCAAGUCGUUCCUCGGUUUGAAGAACCGAAGAAACUGUGGCCAGCACCGUUCGAGACAGCAGGCGGCAGCUAUGUGUAUGUAAGCGAGUAUGGUUUGUACUGGGAUCCGGACAGCUUGUUCUACUAUGAUCCGCCUACCAGUUUAUACUACAACUCGUUCACUGGCGUGUACUACCGGUGUGUGAGCCCUGCGGGUAGUCGGGCAGCAGCAUUUCAGGUGUUUGUGCCUCCUGUGCCUGUUAACGACGAUGCAUACCAGGAAGAAUGCACAGCUGCAACAGCAGCUAGCAAGCCUGUGAUGAGCAUCUCGCUGAAAAAGGACAAGAAGAAGACUUCAGGUAUUUCGUUCAGUCUCAAAACUGCUGCCUUUGGCGCGACGUUAGCUUCGAGCAAGCUUAGCUCGACGAAGAGCAGUGCUGCCGCGUCUACUGUCACUGCUGUCAAUGUCGCUAGUGGGAUGAAGCGCAAGAGUGCAGGCGACAUCGCGAAGUGGUCACAGCGACAGCAGGAAGCAAAGAAACAGAAGAGCGAAGAUGUCGAUAUCACACCUAUUCAGCAGCAGCAGCAACGUACUGAACCAUCAGCACUCUCGAUUGCCGAUCAUGGCGAGGCCACAACGUUCGCUGAUUCCUCGCAGCAAAGAGCAACAGUCAGUGCUGUCAAUCAUGCUGUUGAUUCCGUAAUUGAUGCGCUGACCAACGUCCCACAAGAAGCACCUAUUUGCCUGCUCUGUCGGCGAAAGUUUGGAUCGCUAGAGAUUCUACGCAAGCACGAAACGCUGUCCAAGUUGCACUUGGCCAACUUGGCUAAGGCGAGAGAGAACAAGCAACACAUUGCUGCACAACAGCGUGAACAUGAAAUGCAAGUCGAGCAGCUUGCCAAGAAACAGCGACAGGACAGCCAUGCGCCAUCUACUGCACCGUGUGGAAUCGAUCGUCGGAGCGCUUCAACCCCAGGCAGCAAAUCAGCAAAUCCUGAGCCUACCCUAGAGUCUGGCAUCGGUGGUAAGAUGCUAAAGAUGAUGGGAUGGAAAAGCGGCGAGGGUCUCGGGAAGCACAACACAGGCAUCACUGCUCCAAUUGAAGCUGCUAGCGGUCGAACUGAUCUGGCAGGACUUGGAUGCAAGGCACCACUUUCAGCCUCAGUGGACCUCUCGGAUGUCACCACUGACAGAGAACGCCGCCAACGUCUGGCUCGUGCUCGGUACGAUGCCGACAGUGCAUGA
Peronospora matthiolae is the source of this 2223-nucleotide messenger RNA. Lineage: Eukaryota; Oomycota; Peronosporomycetes; Peronosporales; Peronosporaceae. The record is from the annotation of a GenBank genome assembly.